Messenger RNA from Choloepus didactylus (southern two-toed sloth), 6917 nucleotides. It is a transcript of the gene SYDE2, whose product is annotated as synapse defective Rho GTPase homolog 2. Lineage: Eukaryota; Metazoa; Chordata; Mammalia; Pilosa; Megalonychidae. Bases 116 to 4237 code for a protein of 1373 amino acids. The record is from RefSeq and is a predicted model, not a curated record. Gene Ontology annotation, biological process: signal transduction. The transcript is spliced from 7 exons.
GGACCAACACCGGUCAUGGGGAGCUACCGCCGCCUCCGCGAGCGCGGCAUUUUCUCCAGCAGGGCUUCGACCUCUCCACACGGAGGGGACGAGCCUGGUUGCUGAGGUGGAAGGGAUGGCGGACCCUCUGAGGAGGACGCUAUCCAGGCUCCGGGGGAGGCGGGGUCCCCGCGGCGCCGGGGGGCUCGGGCUCCGGGCGGCCGCUGUAGUUACGGUGGCUGCUGCCUCGUCUGCCGACGGAGACGCCGGGGUUGCCACGGCCGCCCCUGCACGCGAGUACGCCGGGGGAGCAGCGCCGAGCCUGGAGCAGCUGUGGGGACGCGAGGCGCAGGUCCCGGGAGGGCACCUGGAGCAGUCGUGGGCGCUCGGACCUCGCCCGGGCCGCGAGCUCACCCGCGUCUCUUCUCGGAACGCCCCGCCAGGCUCCGAGAGCAGCGGAGAGGAGAACGAGAACGACGACAACGCUGCCGACUACUAUGAGAACCUGCCCGGAGGUUCCCAGCCCGCGCCCGAGGUUGAGGGGGCGGAGGCGGAGUGGCGGCCCCCCCCUUCCCCGGCGGCGGGCUCCUCCCCUGGGGCGGAGGGCGGCCGCCAGGAGACGGGCAGGCUGCGGACCCAGUUGCGAGAGGCCUAUUAUCUGCUGAUCCAGGCCAUGCACGACCUGCCCCCUGACUCGGGCUCACAGCGAGGCGGCGGGGGUUUGCCUGAUCGCUGUUGCGUUGCGGGAGCCGGGGCUCCGGGCCAACCGCCUUCCCCCAGCGGCUCAACGGACAGCCGAGCCUGCCCCCGAGUCUGGGAGCUGGGAGGCGGCGACUGCCCUCGGCAACAGGUGUCCCCGCCCGAGUCGCCUCCGAGGGAGGCAGGGGGAAGCCGCCCGCGGACUCCUCGAAUGCGGCUGUCCUGUAGCAGAAGCCUCGAGAGCCUCCCGGUGGGUGCCAAGCCACCUUCCUUCCAGCGGUGGCCGAGCGACAGCUGGAUCAGGUGCGGCGCGCUGGGGGAUCGCGACGCACCCCCGCCACGUGGAGACGGGAUGGACGGCUGGAGCGGGGGCAGCGCUCGGGUCGCGGUGCCGGUCGGCCUCCUGCCUUCCCGCUCCAGGGGCUCCGGCCGCUCCCCUGGGAGUCCUUUUGGGGAUCCUGCGGGGUCCUCUGUGAUACGCAGCAAAGGAGACGGCCAGGAGGGGCUUCCCUUCCUCAGGCCGCCCGCAGUGACAGUCAAGAAGCUGCAGAAGUGGAUGUACAAAGGACGCCUUCUGUCCCUGGGAGUAAAGGGUCGCGCCCGUGGGACACCUUCCAAAGUCGCGGGAGCGCAGGCAGCCUCUCCAAGUCUGAGCGCUUUGAAAGUGCAUGAAAGCCAAGCCCUCGCGGUGUCUCCAGACCAAAGAAUUACACUGACAGAUUUAUUUGAAAAUGUCUGUGGGUCUUCAAUGAAGAGAAGGGAGCUUGAAGAUCUGAGGGAUAAUAUUGAACUCAGUGAUCAAAAGCCACUUAACAGCAUCACUGUUUCAAAGAAACGUAAUUGGCUGUAUCAGAGUACUCUGAGAUCUCUUGAUCCGGAAGAAGAAAAUAAGAAAUGUCAACAUUUAAGCCAUUUACCCAUCUCACCUGUUUCUCUACCUAAACAUCAGCUAUCUCAAGCUUUCCCCAAAUCAUCUGAAGUAUAUUGUACAUACGUGAUGUGUAAUGCUAUUAACUCUUCAUUAUCAAGAAAGUGUUCUUUAGACUUUAAUGAGGAAAAUGAUGCAGACGAUGAAGGAGAAAUAUGGUACAACCCCAUUCCUGAGGAUGAUGAUCUUGGCAUAUCCGGUGCCUCCAGAUUUGGGGAGGAAAACUCUGCUGUUUUGAAGCUUCCUGCUGCCAGUUGGAGAGUAUUGUCCGGCAGUGACCUAAGGAAAGCAGAGCAGCGCCCUGCAGACUUGAUGUGCUCUUCAGAACAUACAGGUGAUAUUCAGACCACAGGGUCAACUAAAGGGAGUCCUGCAGAUUCUGUCUGUUCCACAGAUUUCUUGCAGCAGUACAAGCAGAGGCUUGGGCACAAGACACAAGAAGGUAUAAUGAUGGAGGAUGGUCCCAUGUUGAAGUCUCCCCUUGCAGGUCCUGGGAUCCUGAUUGCUACAAAUAAUACUGAAUUGGGAGUUCUAGAACCAACUUCUCCAAGCCCUAGCCCUGUGAAAAAAGGUGGUUCAAUUAAUUGGUCUUUCCCGGAUAAAAUAAAAUCUCCACGAACUGUGAGGAAACUUUCCAUGAAAAUGAAAAGGUUGCCAGAACUUAGCCGAAAGCUGAGUGUUAAAGGAACCCUAAAUUAUCUAAACAGUUCAGAUAACACUCCUUCUUUGUCUAAAUGUAACUGUCAAAAAAUUCAUCAUACUGUCCUUCUUCCUUCUGGGAAUACAACCACAGCUGCUCGGAGGAAUGUUAUAAGCCGGUAUCAUCUUGAUACCAGUGUAUCUUCUCAGCACGGCUACCAGAAGAAAACCUCUAUGAGUUCUAAAUAUUCCUGCAAAGGUGGUUACCUCAGUGAUGGAGAUUCACCUGAACUUAUCACUAAAUCUAGCAAGCAUGGCUCUGAAAACAGAUUUGGAAGAGGAAAAGAAAUAAUUCCAAAUAGUUGUACCAAAAAUGAAAUAGACAUUGAUGCUUUUAGACAUUAUAGUUUUUCUGAUCAACCUAAGUGUUCACAGUACAUAUCAGGGCUCAUGAGUGUGCAUUUCUAUGGUGCUGAAGAUUUAAAGCCACCCCGGAUAGAUUCAAAAGAUGUCUUUUGUGCAAUUCAGGUAGACUCAGUAAACAAAGCAAGGACAGCUUUGCUCACGUGUCGGACAACCUUUUUAGACAUGGACCACACUUUCAACAUUGAAAUAGAAAAUGCACAGCAUUUGAAACUAGUCGUAUUCAGUUGGGAACCCACUCCAAGAAAAAAUCGAGUGUGUUGUCAUGGAACUGUUGUUCUCCCCACCUUAUUCAGAGUGACAAAGACACAUCAAUUGGCCGUCAAACUUGAACCUAGAGGUCUUAUUUAUGUGAAAGUGACUCUUAUGGAACAGUGGGAGAAUUCUUUUCAUGGACUAGAUAUAAAUCGAGAACCAGUAAUAUUUGGAGUUGAUAUUCAAAAAGUUGUAGAGAAAGAAAAUGUAGGAUUGAUGGUGCCACUCCUGAUACAGAAAUGUGUUAUGGAAAUUGAAAAGAGAGGCUGCCAGGUGGUAGGCCUGUACCGAUUAUGUGGCUCUGCAGCAGUCAAGAAAGAACUUCGAGAGGCUUUUGAGAGGGAUAGCAAAGCUGUUGAUCUAUGUGAAAAUCAGUACCCAGAUAUAAAUGUAAUAACAGGCGUUCUUAAGGAUUAUUUAAGAGAACUUCCUUCUGCUCUGAUAACAAAGCAGCUUUAUGAGGCUGUAUUAGAUGCAAUGACAAAAAAUCCUUUGAAAAUCUCAUCAAAUUGUUGUGAGAAUGAUCCAAUUGACUCUAAGUACACAGUUGACCUGCUGGAUUGUCUGUCUGAUGUUGAGAAGGCAACCCUAAAGAUGUUGUUGGAUCAUUUGAAACUGGUGACUUCUUAUCACGAAGUGAAUAAGAUGACCUGCCAGAAUUUGGCUGUAUGCUUUGGACCAGUAUUAUUAAGUCAGAGACAAGAGACUUCCACUCAUAACAACAGAGUCUUUACUGAUUCAGAAGAACUUGCAAGUGCUUUGGAUUUUAAAAAACAUAUUGAAGUUCUUCAUUACUUACUCCAACUUUGGCCAGUGCAACAUUUAACCAUCAAAGAAUCAACAGAAAAUUUGUCCCCAGAGCAGAAAUCUUCCCUGAAUUAUUUGAGGAGGAAGAAAGAACGGCCAUAUAUGUUAAAUUUGAGUGAUAUUGAGACAUCAGGAGUACUUAGGCCGAGGCAAACCAGGUUAGACAGCCCACUCAGCAAUCGUUAUGCAGGUGACUGGAGCAGCUGUGGAGAAAGCUACUUUUUAAAUACAAAAGAAAAUAUGAAUAAUGUGGAUUAUGGUGAUGUCCCUUCAGAAGAUAGAGAAAAUGGAGAAGAUUAUAGAAAAAUGGAUGGACCAGAUAUAAUGCUUGAACAGCCAAUCCCCAUGUCUAAAGAGUGCACAUUUCAGACAUAUUUGACAAUGCAAACAAUUGAAUCUACAGUGGAUCAAAAAGUCAAUCUCAAAGACCUACAAGAAAGUAUUGAUACUUUGAUUGGAAAUCUGGAACGUGAGCUCAACAAAAAUAAGCUUAAUAUUAGUGUUUGAGAUUGAUUAUUUUUAUUUGUUUUUAUCAUAAUGUCUUACAGUUUCAAAUCACUCUUUCUCACUUUCUUAUUCCUCCCACAGUGAUGUUUUCAUUUAUUUACUCUUGAAACCUUCAGUUUAUUUCUAAUAAUUUCAUAUGAUACAAUUACAAACUAUUCAUUAAUCUAAUUUUUGCUUAUCCCAUUAGAAAUUUCCUUGGGAUAAAGAUAACUUGAAUUUCUUUUGGAUAUUUUAAUAAAUCUUGCCAAUUGUAUGGAUAUAACGUUUAAAUGCACUUAUAAGGUUCAGAUAACUUUUUGGCUGGCCCCUCAAGAUUUUUGUAUCUUAUAGGAACUGCUCUUCUGCAGCUGAGGCAGAUGUUCCUUUUAGAGAAAUAUAACUUCUCAGUCAGAUUUGCAGCAAGAGUCAAUGUAUACUGUAACAUCAUUUGGUCCCAUUUCAUUUGCAAUGUAAAUGCUGCUAUAAAAAACCUUUUGUAAAUAAAAGUAAAACUAUACAAAUAUUAAUGUAUUCUUUAUUAACAUUCAGUAAUUAUUUAAGUUUAUAAAAAAUUAAAUAUUUUUAUAAUCCUGAAAAUAUGUAUAUAUUUAUAAGUGCUUAUAUGUCGAGGUAUUAUAAUGGUGAGGGGUAACUAUAGAAUCACAUGUAUCUUUAAAAUAUAUAUGUAUGUCACAAAGCCAAAAUCAUUAGCUUAGAAAUGUCUUUUUCAGGGAAAGAACAUUUAAGUUAAAGGAGGAGCUAUAUAGCAACAGUUGAGCAAAAAAAGAAAUUAUCACUCUAGAAGCAUCAGAAUGGGAAUAGACAGAAAAUCUCAAUAUCCUCAUGAAAUCUCAUCUUAAAGUUAAAAAUUAAAACCCCCUACUAAGUUCUUAAGGGAUUAAGUACCCAGAUUUCAGCAAUGAUGACUUCAAUUUAAAAAAAUCAUCUUUACCUAUUCUGUUCAUUUUUACAUUCUGCAUAUUUGCAAUAGUACAUUUAUAACAUUGACUUUAUAAUUACUCUCAUUUGUUUCUAAAGAAAUCUUGCCAUUAAUACCACAUUAUUGAUUUUUGAAAAUUAACUUAUUUUGGCUAAGUAUAUGUAGAAAGUAGUCAUUAUAGCAAUCACAUCAGUGUUUGGAAAUGUAUAUUUAGAAGUCUUUUUAAAUUAAAUCAGAAAGUAUUUUAUUAAACUUUUAUACCUAUGAAUUUUGUAAUUUUAAAAUUAUAAAUGAAAUUUGAGUUACCAACUUAGAAGUAUAGCCUUUGAAAUACUGAUUUCUUGAUGUUUUUCUAAAUAUUAAACUGUAUAUUCUAUGCAAUAUUCAUUGGUAAACAGAACACCUUGUUUUUAAUUUGAAAGCCCUAGUGUUUAAAAACAGAUGAAAAACUAUUUUUUUAAGAUAUUUUCCUUUUUUAAAGCUUUGUGUAUAAUGAUUCAGAAUACCAAAAGAAUAUGUGACAAGUAUAUGUAUUGAGUAAACACUCAAAGAAAUGUUACUUUUAAAUGGUUUGUAAGAAGACUGUCUCAGUUUUCUUCAUUUUGUUUGCUAUAUCAGGUAUAUUGUAUAAAUUGAGUAAGUUGAUCCAAAAGUGUAAAAAUUUUUAUUAAAAUAUUAUAACCUUGUUGUCUUGCUAUUAAUUUAUCAUACUGACUUUAAGGAUCACUUAUGUUAGUAUUAUUCUUUUAAACAAUGGUGUUAAAGUAUUAGGCUAUCAUGUAUUAUUUGUAAAUAUAUGUAAUAACAUUUAUUUGUCCAAAAUUGAAUUUUCCAGAAUCUGAAAUACUUUAAGGGCCACACUUAUUUUGUUAAAAUAUUUUGGAUGGUAAUAGUUUUAAAGAUAAUCUCUGUCAUCUCAAAUAGAGGGUACUAAACACUUUUGUUGUAUAAAUCACCAAGUCAUUAACUGUGAACCUCUUUUUAUUGACUCUGCUAUAUAGUCAGUAGUUCUAAAUGAGUUUGAGUGAAUUUACUUGGCCUUUUUUUUUCUUUUUUAGUGCAAUUUUAUUGAGAUAUAUUCAUACACCAUGCAGUCCAUCCAAAGCAUACAGUCAGUGGCUCAUAGUAUCAUCACAUAGUUGUGCAUCACCAAAAUCAAUUUUAGAGCAUUUGCAUUACUCCAUUUACUUGGCUUUUUACUGCAAAUCUUUUUUGAGGUUUUUUUAAUACCUGCUUUGUAUAAUUUACUGGAACCUUCCUACACUGUUAGACUACCAACUGUCAUUCCCUUCUGAGCUUGCCAGCACUGAUGUUUUUUAGGAUUAAAAAUAAUUUUUAAUUUUAAUUCAUGUACCUGAAUAACAAUUUUAAAUAAUUCAGAUGAAUAGAAAAUAAAAAGUAAAAGUACUUCUCCCUGUCAUCCACACAGAUUCCACUUCUCAAAGGUAACUUUUGUUAUAUCAUCACUCUAAUAUAUUUAUUCCUGCUGUUUCUUGCUUUAUCACUUAAGCAGUGUCUGUACAUUGUCCAUUCUAAGUGAUAAGCAGCUAAUCUCUCUUUCUCCCCAUUGUUGUUAGUUAUGUUUUUAGUUCUUUUGAUUUCCUUUAUAACUUCAAUAACCUUGAGCUCUUGGCCCAUCGAUUUUUAACAGUAUGUCUUGACUUGCUACCAUUGAGGAAAUGAUUGUACCUGUACUUCCCUUUCAACUCAUUACUGCCCUUGACCUCCUAACUUACGUAUGUUAUACUAUCGUUUUAUAUA